AUGGAAAGUGGAAACCACACCAGACCGACCCACUUCUUCUUUCAUCCCUUUUCAACCCUCCCAGAGGUGCGAUUGUUGAUUUUUGGGGUUUUUCUGGCUUUGUUCCUACUCAGUCUUUUGGGGAAUUCUGCUGUUGUACUCAUUGUGCACAAUGAACGCUCCCUCCACAUACCCAUGUAUUUUUUCUUGGCUAACUUGGCUGUGCUGGAGAUUGCCUACUCUUGCGUCAUUGCUCCUCUUACCCUGGCCAACCUCCUCUCUACAGAGAAAGCCUUUAUCUCCUUGGCAGGGUGUGGCACCCAGAUGUUUUUCUUUAUCUUCUUGGGGGGCGGUGACUGUAUCUUGCUGUCUGUCAUGGCUUAUGACCGCUUUGUGGCCAUCUGUCACCCUCUGCGCUACUCUGCCAUUAUGAGCUGGAAGAUGUGCACUGUCCUUGUAGCUGGGACCUUGACCAUGAGUUGCUUGUUUGGCAUGCAGCUCUCUAUCCUGAUAUUGCGCCUCCCCUUCUGUGGCAACCAUGAGAUCAACCACUUCUUCUGUGACUUCCCGGCUGUCCUCAAACUAGCCUGUGGGGAUACACAUGCCCAUCAAGCUACACUCUUCAUCAUCAGUGUUGUCAUCCUGACUGUCCCAUUUCUCCUAGUCUGCAUCUCUUACGCCUUCAUUGUGAAGGCCAUCCUACAAAUUUGCUCCAUCUCAGGGCGGCAACGGGCUUUCUCCACUUGUUCCUCUCACUUGAUGGUUGUCCUUUUGCAGUACAGCUGUGGCAGCUUAAUAUACCUGCGCCCUAGUUCCAGCUACUCAGCGGAGGAAGGUCAGGUGGUGUCUGUGUUCUAUACCUUUGUCACACCUGUAUUAAACCCCCUGAUCUAUAGCAUGAGGAACAGAGAAUUAAAAGAUGCACUGAGCAAAACCCUGAGAAAGAAUCUGUUAUCCUAA
Python bivittatus (Burmese python) is the source of this 939-nucleotide messenger RNA. RefSeq names its product olfactory receptor 10V1. The record is from RefSeq and is a predicted model, not a curated record. Gene Ontology annotation, biological process: G protein-coupled receptor signaling pathway. Gene Ontology annotation, molecular function: G protein-coupled receptor activity; olfactory receptor activity. NCBI's taxonomy places the organism in Eukaryota, Metazoa, Chordata, Lepidosauria, Squamata, Pythonidae. Gene Ontology annotation, cellular component: membrane.